CCCAUGACAACCAGCGCUUCCUCUGCUAACUGCUUCCGACGUGGUGACUGUCGGCUUUUGUGAACAGUUUGUUACGCUUGGAAGCAGUUUGCCUCUUUUCUUUUGACCUUUGCUAAAGUAGCAAAAUGAAACCGAGGAAACAAAACGUGCUGCUGCUGUGGAUGUUGGUCUGCUCCGACAUGGCGCUGGCAAUUGAACCCAUUAGUACCACCAUAGCGGUUGGCAUGGCUGCGGCUCUCACUGGAUUUUUAGCUAGCUACCAGAACAUUUUCUACUACUUUCACGAGUGCUGUCGACCGGAGUGGAUUGAUUUCAACAGAACAGGGCUCAAGAAUGACUUGGAAAACAAACUGUUUGGACAGCAUAUUGCAUCACGCAUCAUUUUAAAAGCUGUGAAUGGAUUCAUGAGCAACAACAACCCAAAGAAGCCCCUGGUACUCUCUCUGCACGGAUGGACCGGCACAGGAAAGAACUUUGUUAGUCAGCUUAUAGCUGAGAACAUUUACAAGGAGGGCAUGGACAGCUCAUUUAUUCAUGUGUUCACAUCCAUACUUCAUUUCCCUCAUCCCAGCAAAAUAUCUGUCUACAAGUCUCAGUUACAGCAGUGGAUCAAAGGCAACGUUACCAACUGUGAACGCUCCAUGUUCAUCUUUGAUGAGAUGGACAAGAUGCACCCUGGCCUGAUUGACAGUAUUAAGCCAUACCUGGACUACUAUGACAAGCUGGAUGGAGUUUCUUAUCGGAAAUCUAUCUUUGUUUUCCUCAGUAAUGCUGGAGGGGACAGCAUUGUACAAACGGCUCUAGAUUUCUGGAGAGCAGGACGAAAUCGAGAAGAGAUCGAGCUGAAAGACCUGGAAACCUCACUCUCACUAUCGGUUUUUAACAACAAAAAUAGCGGCUUUUUUCACACAAGUUUGAUCGACAGGAAUUUGAUCGACUUCUUUGUCCCGUUCCUUCCUCUGGAGUACCAGCAUGUUGUCCAAUGCGCCAUGGGUGCGAUGAAAGCCAGGAAGAUCAAGCCAAACACAGAUGUGGCAGACAUGGUGGCUAGAGAUUUAGUCUAUUUCCCCAAAUCUGAGCGAGUGUUCUCCGUCAAAGGCUGCAAGACGAUAGCGAGCAAACUGGACUACUACACGUAAUGUCAGCGUCUGACAGACAUGAUGUUCUGUCACUACGUGCACUUUUUAAAGAGAAAACUCUCACAGCCAAAUGAAUUUAGGACUGCAAGUCAAGCCAGCUGAAGAUGUCUGUGGAAGUUUCUCUGUCAGACCUUUUGUGGCAAUUAAGAUGAUAUCAGGAGGCCUUCUCCUGUGUUGCUUCUCACUUACACUGAAUGAAGAGGCUGAUGAAGAGCUCAGCGCCAGCUGAAUAAAAAUUAAAACGAUUGAAACGCAAGCCUUUGUAACUGAUUAGGGAGCUUGAUAUCUACUUUUGUAUCAACAAGGUUCUUGAGAGUUUUAUUUUAAAACUUCUUAGUGGCGAAGGGUGUCUUUCUGUUAGUGAAUUUCACUGUUGUGCUUUUUUCAGUGCCUACACCACGUGUAUAGACUACUGGGAAAUCCUGCCUUGAUGCUUCAUUUUAUAAUUUUUUUUAACUGUUUCUCAGUAUGUCUGCUGUACAUUUAACUGUUAACAGUCUGAGUUGGGCAUUGUGUGUGAGGGCACUGCAGUGGAGCUGAUGAUGGAAACUUUACUUUUUAAAUACAAAAA
Melanotaenia boesemani (Boeseman's rainbowfish) is the source of this 1710-nucleotide messenger RNA. Its product is annotated as torsin-1A-like. The record is from RefSeq and is a predicted model, not a curated record. Gene Ontology annotation, cellular component: endoplasmic reticulum lumen; nuclear envelope; endoplasmic reticulum. Gene Ontology annotation, biological process: nuclear membrane organization; protein localization to nucleus. The transcript is spliced from 5 exons. Bases 126 to 1139 code for a protein of 337 amino acids. Gene Ontology annotation, molecular function: kinesin binding; ATP hydrolysis activity; ATP binding. NCBI's taxonomy places the organism in Eukaryota, Metazoa, Chordata, Actinopteri, Atheriniformes, Melanotaeniidae.